Molecule: messenger RNA, 747 nt
Organism: Galeopterus variegatus (Sunda flying lemur)
Lineage: Eukaryota; Metazoa; Chordata; Mammalia; Dermoptera; Cynocephalidae
Product: C-myc promoter-binding protein-like
Exons: 5
Coding region: 181-747 (188 amino acids)
Biological process (GO): regulation of Rab protein signal transduction
Cellular component (GO): cytoplasmic vesicle; ESCRT I complex
Source: RefSeq, a predicted model, not a curated record
AGUAUUUCUCAAACUCUGAGGCCUGAAGAAUUCACACAUUUAGAUAUGGCGUCAUUUUCAGAAAGAGACUUUUGGUAAUGUGGCCCUGAUCAUGGUGGUUAUUGGUUACUAGACUCAAAUCAUCUAGUUUGUCCAUGUCAACAACUACAGUAUUUAAGAUGUAACCUUCUGUAAUGGAAGAUGAUUGAAGAUAAGGGACCUCGUGUUGCUGACUACUUUGUUGUAGCAGGCUUAACUGAUGUUUCAAAGCCUCUUGAAGAAGAAAUUCACUUCAAUGAUGCCUGUCAUAAAGUAGCUAAACCAAAAGAACCUAUCACAGAUGUUUCAGUUAUUAUUAAAUCUCUUGGGGAGGAAGUGCCACAGGAUUAUAUGUGUAUUGAUGUUACUCCAAAUGGAUUGUCAGCUGAUCUCAAUAAUGGAAGUCUUGUUGGGCCACAGAUUUACCUUUGCUAUAGAAGAGGAAGAGAUAAGCCUCCGCUUACAGAUCUGGGGGUUUUAUAUGACUGGAAAGAAAGAUUGAAACAGGGUUGUGAAAUUAUUCAGAGCACUCCAUAUGGGCGCCCUGCAAAUAUUAGCGGCAGUACCUCAUCACAACGAAUUUAUAUCACUUACCGAAGAGCCUCUGAAAACAUGACUCAGAAUACGUUGGCUGUCACAGACAUAUGUAUUAUUAUACCCAGUAAAGGAGAAAAUCCACCACACACGUUCUGCAAAGUCGACAAGAAUCUCAAUAACAGUAUGAUGUAA